GAACAGAGUGGCUGGCCACACUGGCGCUCAGCUGGCGCUCAGCUGGCGCAGUUGUUGUUAUUCUUGCAUUUCUACAGCGCGAGGUCCGAAUUUUCGAGCGCAGCGCGGCCACAAUUUUCCGGGCGUUAGUUAACCGAGACGACUAGUUUAAUUAGCGGAAUUGUGCGACGACGUCGUGGUUGAAAUUCAAUUUGAACGCCCAGGCGGUAGAUCGGUAAAAUCGCGACAUCAAAGCACGAGAGUGAGUGAAAAGAGAACCCUGGAAAGUGGUCAAUGUGUGUGUAUUUGGCGAGCAGUGGCGGAGCACUGAAAAAACCAGUUAGCUGGCAGUGAAAGAGAUUCAAUAACGUGUUGGUGGGCAAAAGAAGAACAAAUUGUUUCGAGUGUGCGAGGCGACGACGACGACAUCCAACUGGUCCGGUACGAAGAAGUCCGCUUUCCUCGCUCAUUAGCGGCGCUUUCCUCGGGCCCACGAUCUGGAAGUCUGGAAAUCGGCGAUACCUAAAACCGGGCCAUAGCCACCACUAUCAUUAUCAACAAAUUGAUAUACAUAUGCAAUUGCAGCAGCGCGUCAUCAGCACAGCGCCCAUCGCCUAGCAGAUCAGUAACAGGAUCAAGAGCAAGGUAACCGUCCAACACUACAUGUCCUAAAACUAGGAACGGUUCUCCAGCCCAAGGACUUAUCGAGGACACUAUCCAAUCCCAGUCAAUCAUGCCGCUCUUCACAAGAAAAUCACCCAAGCAAGGACCCACCUCGGAUGGGGGCUCCCAGUUCGGCAGUCGCUCCUCCAUGAACUCCGGGUCCUCCCAGGGCAGCCACAUUAGCAAUAACAACAACAACAGCAUUCCGGAGAAAACAAAGCCCCCGCUGGUCUUCCACUGCCAACUGGCCCACGGCAGUCCCACCGGUCUAAUCCACGACUUCUCCAGCGUUCGAGAGCUGUACCAGAAGAUUGCCGAGUGCUUUGACAUAUCCGAGAAGGACAUUCUCUUCUGCACCCUCAACUCGCACAAGGUGGACAUGACGCGUCUGCUGGGCGGGCAGAUCGGGCUGGACGACUUUAUAUUCGCCCAUCGCAAAGGUCGGCCCAAGGAGAUCGAGAUUGUGAAGUCGCAGGAUGCCCUCGGACUGACGAUCACCGACAACGGGGCCGGCUACGCCUUCAUAAAGCGGAUCAAGGAGGACUCGAUCAUCGAUCGCAUCGAGCACAUCAGCGUUGGCGAUCACAUCGAGAAGCUCAACGGCCAGAAUAUGGUGGGCAAGCGGCACUACGAGGUGGCGCGCAUGCUGAAGGACAUUGCCACCGGGGAGACCUUCACCCUGCGCCUGGUGGAGCCAGUGCGAAGCGGCUUCCAGGGCAUCGGACCGCGCAGCCAGUCAAGGGCGUCGGGCUCGGCCGGAGGAAAGAACUAUGGCAGCGGCAAGGAGACGCUGCGGUUCAAGGCCAAUGGCAAUGCCCAGAUCGAGCCGCAGUUCGAUGAGGCGACUGUGGCCGGUAUCGAGGCCAUUAAUAACCUGCUGGAGUCCUUCAUGGGCAUCAACGACACGGAGCUGGCGUCCCAGAUCUGGGACUUGGGCGACCAAAAGUCCAACUCAAUGGACUUCGCCGAGGCCAUCGACAACUCGGACCUAGAGUCGUUCGGCUUCACGGAUGACUUCAUCAUCGAGCUGUGGGGUGCCAUAACGGAUGCCCGGCGCAAGUCCACGACCAGUCCCAAGUAAUUGGGUAACCAUACCAGACGCUUUUCCAAUAAAUGAGGAGUGCUAUUAUCUACUAUUUGAGAACGUUUUGUUUUAGAGCCUAGUUUUAUUUACCACAUAUCAUGCUACAAUCCCAUAUACAAACAUAUGUCGUCUGCCUUUGCCAAUUGUUUAGUUAUUUGUAUUCUUCACGGUAACCUAUUUAUUAUAUAUAUAUUUUUUGCGUUCAGAUGAACGGGGGGAUGUGCCGAGGCAUCCCUACUAUGCAUAUAUUUUUGGUACAAUUUGUUUGAUGUACAUACAUACAUACGUAUAACUAUACUUCUUUAGUUUUAUCCUUUAAACGAUACAAAUAUAUUUAAAUUAUUUAAAUCGG
Drosophila melanogaster (fruit fly) is the source of this 2078-nucleotide messenger RNA. It is a transcript of the gene kermit, whose product is annotated as kermit. The transcript has 2 exons. The coding region runs from base 713 to 1723 and encodes 336 amino acids. The record is from RefSeq and is marked reviewed. Lineage: Eukaryota; Metazoa; Arthropoda; Insecta; Diptera; Drosophilidae.